AUGGCUGGAUUCUUUUGUCGCGUUCUAAGAGCAUUCGGUGUUCCCUGGCAGCCCAGGAGCGCCGUGGUAGAGAGUCUACAAGAUCGGCCCCAAGGUGUUGCCCCAAGCACGACAGGAACUUCUGCUGUCGACCAGCCCCAAGAUGCUGCCAGAAGUUCCGCAAGAGUUUCCUUAAGAAAUGGCCCAGGGUCUCUUAUUCAACAGCCGACGACAAACGAGCCUCAAGAAGAUAGGGCACCUAAGAUAGAGAUUAUCGAGAUCUCAGACGACGAUGAACCCGCUCUUCCUACCCCCAGGCCUCGCCGCCGAAGACCUCGCCAAUCUCAGCCUUCACGCCCCCCACGCCCAUCUCUUCAAGGAACGCCCAGCGCUCUCCCUGCCGGUUAUCUCCCCCCCUUUGCAGGAAGGCGAGGGCGCCGGUCGGGCGAGAUUAGCAGGAGACUAGCUUACCUCCAUACCAGGCUUGGGUUGGAAGACCCCGUGAACGAGACUACACCCAGAGACAUUGCUGCAGAUAAAGAGUCUGCCACUCUGGAGCCUCUGAGUUUGGAUUCUACUAUUAACAAUGGAAUUAACAGAGGCUCGGGUCAACAAGGCAGCUAUACCACUGCAAAGUUUGUCGUGGGCUAUGACUCGCGGAAGCGGCCUGCCUCCCCGUUAUCCAUAGAAGCACAUGUCGUUAGCGAUAUUUAA
Fusarium vanettenii 77-13-4 is the source of this 693-nucleotide messenger RNA. RefSeq lists its product as uncharacterized. The coding region runs from base 1 to 693 and encodes 230 amino acids. The record is from RefSeq and is a predicted model, not a curated record. Lineage: Eukaryota; Fungi; Ascomycota; Sordariomycetes; Hypocreales; Nectriaceae. The transcript has 2 exons.